GGUCUGGAGCCCCACCCAAGAGAGGAAACUCCUGAAGUAUGUGUGGGCGCACGGCCUGCGCUCUAGGAGCAGAUGGCAUCCGCCGAGCCUGUGUGUACCGUGAUAUCCAUGGUAGAACAAGACACCCUGAAUGGAGAGAUGCUGAUAAAUACAGCCCUUCCUACAAUAAGAGUCCCCAGUCCAACAGUCCUGUGCUGCUUUCCCGACGACACUUUGAGAAGGAUGCUGACUCUUCUGAACGUGUCCUUGCGGCUAUGCGCUGGGGACUGGUCCCAUCCUGGUUUAGAGAAUCUGACCCUUCCAAAAUGCAGUAUAAAACCUCCAACUGUCGCAGUGAUACCAUGAUGGAGAAACUCUCCUACAAGGGACCUCUGGUAAAGGGCAGGCGCUGUGUAGUGCUGGCAGAUGGAUUCUAUGAAUGGCAGCAGCACAAUGGAAAGAAGCAACCCUAUUUUAUUUACUUCCCACAACCCAAGCAAGAAACGGCAGAUGGGAAAGAUGAUGAUGAAAAGUGGAAAAGCUGGAAGUUACUUACCAUGGCUGGAAUUUUUGAUUGCUGGGAGCCCCCUGGUGGAGGGGAUGCAUUGUACACUUACACCAUCAUCACAGUAGAUGCUUCUAAAAGCUUAAGUGCCAUUCAUAACAGGAUGCCAGCUAUCCUGGAUGGGGAUGAGGCUAUCAGGAAAUGGUUGGACUUUCCAGAGGUACCAACGCAGGAAGCCCUUAGGCUCAUCCACUCUACAGAGAACAUUGCUUUCCAUCCAGUUUCUGCUAUAGUAAACAACUCCAGAAACAAUACACCAGAAUGCCUUGCUCCCAUUGAGUUAGAACUGAAGAAGGAGACCAAAGCCAGUACUAGCAGCAAAAUGAUGUUGAACUGGUUAAAAAACAAGUCUCCCAAGAAAGAGGAAGAUGAUUUGCCUAGAUGGUCCAGUCAGUUCAUCCAGAUUACUGCUACACCCAAGAGAAGCAGUGCAAGCUUAAUGCAACAGUGGCUGAAGAAGGAAGAGGAGGAUCCUUGUGCAAAGAAGCCCAAAACUCAGUGAACUGACUUUCAGUUCUGAAUAGAACGCGUAUGUUAGCCUGUUAGAUCCUGCAGACCGGUACCAAGACAUCUCUGACUUUGUGUGCAUUGAGCAUUUAAAUUUGAUUUCUAGCACUGAUGUGAUUUUGUAGCUUGAUGUCCUUGUGCUGAUGGCUUACUGAUCUAGGAGAGCAAUGCUUGGUUUUUAAAACUUUCCUAUCUUCCACUAACUGGGAAAUUGAUUUAAUAUGCAAUGCUCACCUCCCCACCAGUGUUUUCACUGAUGCCCCAUGGUUGAUACUGACCUGCCUUAGGAACACUUAUGGAUCACAUACUCAGGGGGAAGGCAUUUAAACCCAAUCCAUGUUCUUCCUAUUGAGUGAGGAACGGAAGAACUGAGUGGAAUUCUUUCAUGAAGUGUUAUUCAGAUGGCUCUCCUGUGUGUUAAUUCUCCUAGAUAAUGUCUAUAUUUUGGGUACUUUUGAUGUUUUGAUGCUCGAGAACUUAUGCAGCCAAAAAAUGAACUAAAGAUUCUAUGUUAAACUAGUAUUUAAAUCAGAGAUGUAGCUCCAUUUCUUAAGGGCUAACACUGCCUUACUUUGUGUCAGCAUGGAAAACAUUGAUGGGCCUCUGCAUAAGAGUUUCAGAACAGUGAGAUCCUGAUAUAUGUGGAAAGGAGGAUAUUCAAGAUUCUGGAAACAAGUGCCAUGGGAACCAGGUGCCUUUUAAAACUGAGGAAGUGUUCUACUGUGGCAAUGGGGUUGUAUAGGGUUGGUGUGUCUGUGAGAGAGAGAAAUGCCUUAAGACAGUUUUGCUGGUGAAAGUAAAAACUGUCCUUACCUUUAAAUCCUUUUCCAUGCUCAUUGUUUCACAUUUCUGAUAGCCUGACCUACCUUUAUGAAGUCUGUGUACUAUUGUCAAGGGCUGCUUUGAAAACCCUUUCCCAGUAGUAUUGUAAUAUUGUAGAAGUUACUAGAAUUAUCCCCUGAAAUUUCCCACUGUUGCUACUGCUGGUAGUAGCAACAGAAGUUAUAAUGUAGACAUGAACCAGUAUUUUAACCAGUUGUCUAACCUGGCUUUGAGCAGGAAUAGAUGACAUAAUGGUAAAAAUGGCACAUAUUGUCUAUUCAAGACCUCACAUUGACAGUAGCAACACUGGUAAAUUUAAAGAGGAAAAAGUCCUGAUGUUUAGAAGUGCCAAGCUCCCACAGCACCAAACGAAGUCAGUAGAGCUGUAGGUACUCAGUAUCACUGAAAAACAAGCUUUAAUGUGUUGGCAUGACCUUAGAGAGCAAGUCCCUGGGAAUUACUGGAUUUAAUCUGUUCUUUGUGGCAGCCAUAAUUGCUAGCUUUAUUUUUAGUGGGGAGUGGAGUGGGAAAACUUGUCUUGGCCAUUAUGUUUGUGCAAUAUUUGUGUUAAUAGGAUUUUAAGAUUUAGAGAAUAUUUUCUGAAUCCUUGAUCCAGAGAGAGAACAAUCACUCUUUUGAGUAGGUAGAUCACUGGAGUGUCAAGUACUAAAGUGAUUUUUUUGUCUUUGGUCUGGGACUUGAACAAGCAGUGUCAGUCAUAUGUUAGAUCUUAGCAGCAUGUGGGAGAUCUCUGGAGAGCAUUGCUUACUUGUGUUUGAAACAGUUUGUAGAAAAUAAAGUGAUCAGUUGGCUUAUG
This is a messenger RNA of Pelodiscus sinensis (Chinese soft-shelled turtle), 2690 nucleotides long. It is a transcript of the gene HMCES, whose product is annotated as 5-hydroxymethylcytosine binding, ES cell specific. The record is from RefSeq and is a predicted model, not a curated record. Gene Ontology annotation, biological process: protein-DNA covalent cross-linking repair. NCBI's taxonomy places the organism in Eukaryota, Metazoa, Chordata, Testudines, Trionychidae. Gene Ontology annotation, molecular function: single-stranded DNA binding.